CCCCUACUCUCUCUCCACCUCAAUCUCCCUCCUUCGCGUUUUUUUAUUCCUAACUCUCUCUACCACCUAAACCUCAUUCUAUUCUUUUUUUCGUUUUAAUGGAUGAGUUAAACAGCAAGAAGCGGGCUAGGGACGACUCCAACGAGUCGGGCCUGGACUCGCCCGACGUGAAGAGACUCAGAGAUGAUUUAUUUCUUGAUGAUUCAGAUUCCUUGCCUCUUAAUCAAGACCUUGCAUCCGUAAUGAAGAGUUUUGAAGAGGAAAUAGCAGCUGUCCCAUCUACUUCAACGGGAUCUAUGCCAGUUGUGGAUCUCACUUCUGAUUCUAGUGACUCGCAACCUGAUCUUGGUUACCUUUUUGAGGCUUCCGAUGAUGAACUUGGUCUCCCUCCCCCUACGGCUUCCACAACUGAUACUGAAGGAAGGUCCGAAGCGACUGAUUUGGUGCGAGCUGACUCAAACUCCUCGGGAAUCGAUGAUUUGUGGGGGUUCGAGGAACAGAACCCUAACUACGAUUCUUUCGAGUUUGGAUUCGUUAAUAAUUUCAAUGAUGGCACCGUUGCAUAUGAUGCACUGUUCGAGUAUUCCGAUGUCUAUUACGAUUCCUCCGAUAUUUCUGGUCAACUAUGGCGGCCGGAAACUUUGUCGGCAGAGUAAAAAUCUAAACUUAAAAUCCAAAAAAAAGAGAAGAAAGAUAGCAAACCAAGCUAAACACAAGACAGUCAUAGCCGAUCUGUAAAUUUUUUUUCAGCUCAUGUUGUUCGUGUUGGAAAUUUUUUUAUUAAAGGAAGUUAUAACAUACAAUGUGGAGUAGAAAUUUGAAAUGGAAGAUGCUUGGGAGCCUUUACCAGACACAGUAUAAAUCAAUUGAUUUUGUUGCUAAAGUGGGGAUAGUGAUGAAAAUUGAUUUUUUUUUCUUCUUAUUUUGCACGAAUUCAGUCUCAUGAGUGUUGUAAAAAACGAGUUGCAAUGGAGAUAGGCGCAAAUCUUGCAGAUUUGAGAUAGUGAAAGAUUAGAAAUAGGAGGAGGGCAUGGGCCUGUGCAUUGGAUGGUGCCGUGCCGGAUCUCUCUUCUGAAGGGAUAAAUUGUAAUAUCUGAUCUUCCUUAAAUUUGGAUUUGGACAAUGUGAGAUGCCUUUGCUUCGAAUAAGGAAUUUAGUAACGUACCAA
Messenger RNA from Gossypium raimondii (Peruvian cotton), 1168 nucleotides. RefSeq lists its product as uncharacterized. The record is from RefSeq and is a predicted model, not a curated record. NCBI's taxonomy places the organism in Eukaryota, Viridiplantae, Streptophyta, Magnoliopsida, Malvales, Malvaceae. The transcript has a single exon. Bases 99 to 656 code for a protein of 185 amino acids.